Schistocerca cancellata (South American locust) is the source of this 1370-nucleotide messenger RNA. RefSeq lists its product as uncharacterized. The coding region runs from base 1 to 1197 and encodes 398 amino acids. Lineage: Eukaryota; Metazoa; Arthropoda; Insecta; Orthoptera; Acrididae. Gene Ontology annotation, molecular function: RNA endonuclease activity; nucleic acid binding; metal ion binding. The transcript has 2 exons. The record is from RefSeq and is a predicted model, not a curated record. Gene Ontology annotation, biological process: apoptotic DNA fragmentation. Gene Ontology annotation, cellular component: nucleus; mitochondrial inner membrane.
AUGGCCGCCCUGCUGCUGCUGGCUCUUCUCGCCAUGGCCCCGCAGCCCUACGCAGGCUGCUUUGUGGACGUAAACAAAUCCAAGAUGCCCUACCCUCAGCCGCUGCUGCUGAAGCCCGGCGGAAGCAAAGACGUGCACGGCUUCGUCACGCCGGACCCCUCGGGGGUGAUCUCGCUCAGCCAGACCCAGCAGAUCAUCAUCGCGUGUCCCGACAACACCCUCGUGGUGACGAAACAGCCGCUGGCGACAGCCACCUGCGUCUCCGGCACCACUUUCACCAUCGGCAGUACGGCCUACAACUUCAGUGAUCUCCGAUGCGUGUCCCAGCCGAAACCAUCGGAGCGGAAUCCGGCCAAAACGUGCGGCAGCAGAAGUCAGUAUAAGGAGAUCCAGCUGGGCUUCCAGGUCGGCCCCGACUUCUACACGCUCAUCGACGCCUGCUUCGACGUUCGCUCCUACAGCACGGUGUACGACCACUUCACGAUGGUCCGCGAAAUAGGGGGCAGCCAGACCGGUUUCCCCCGGCCCGACUGGUUGAAUGGCACCUUCUUCCCCAACAUUGACAUGGAUAAUCAAUACAAAAGGACCACGCAGAUCGACACGGUCGGCAAACUGCUGGGGGACCCUACGUUGGGGUCCAAGUACAUUUCUGUAACGACCGACUACUUCCUUUCCAAAGGACACCUCACUGCUAAGUCUGAUUUCAGUCUUGGCGCGCAGGAAUACGUCACAUUCUUCUACAUGAAUGCUGCGCCGCAGUGGCAAACAUUCAAUGGUGGCAACUGGAAUACCAUGGAGGACAAUGUACGUUCCUAUGCUGCAAAAAACCGCGUCGAGCUGCAAAUCUACACGGGUACGCACGGAAUCACAACGCUGCCCGACAAGACAAGUGCCGAGACGGAGUUAUAUCUUUAUACUAACGGCACAAACUACAUUCCAGUGCCGAAGCUCUUUUGGAAGAUUCUGUAUAGAGAGGUUACUAAGGCAGCUGUAGUGUUCCUAGGUGUAAACAACCCGUACAUUAAGAACCCUGGCUCUGACUACUUCAUCUGCAAGGACGUAUGCACCAAGAUCAGCUGGUUAACCUGGAAGGCCAAUAACCAGAAGAUGGGCUACUCGUACUGCUGCGAAUAUGCAGACUUCAAGGGAGUCGUGGUCGACGCACCCAACCUCAACGUUACCUCUCUGCUUACCUAAGCCUCUCAACUGGAAGGCACUUCGAAUUGAAUUCAGAAAUCACAAGAAAGCCACACCAGACGAAAACCGUAUUCCGUACUUCAAUUGGAUCCAACAAAGAAUGUAAAUACAUCUGUAACUCUUUAUUUCGGUUAGUUCACAGUCCUUGAAUUUUACUGAUAUCAGUAUUUCAC